Molecule: messenger RNA, 2274 nt
Organism: Gymnodraco acuticeps
Lineage: Eukaryota; Metazoa; Chordata; Actinopteri; Perciformes; Bathydraconidae
Exons: 8
Coding region: 766-2274 (502 amino acids)
Source: RefSeq, a predicted model, not a curated record
CCCUUCUUAGACUUGACACAUUAAAAAUGGUUUCACUUUACUUAAAUAUUUUUAUUUAAGAAAUAAACCUAAGUAUAGUUCAUUAGUGUAACACAAAUUACAUUAAUCAAUUCACUUAUUAAAUGUAUUUAAGACAGAGCAACUCAAAAUGAAUUGUUUUCAUUGGGGACCGCCCCUUUGCACACCCCCUUUGCCUAUGCGCAACAUCCGUUCUGUCAUUUGCCGCCUUUUGUCUAACACUGACUGGAAACUGACUGGGGAAACUGACGGUGGAAAGUCUAUUAUUUGUUUGAUCAGCAUUAACAAGCACCUUGGGGAAACCUCUUAUUUAUGGUUAUGCAUGUGGCAGUGCAAACACUGCAGUUUGGAACUAGCUAGCAGAUUAAAAGGUGUUCCAUAACGGCAGGUCGGGCGCUUCUGCGCAUCAUCUUUGCCGACCAGUCUGACUCUAGAAAACUGACCCUGGAUUCGGGAAUCCCAGCAACAGUUGAAGAACUGCACACAUUUGUCAAGACAUCUCUUCAAUUGAAAGAGGACUUCCGUCUGCAAUACAUGGAUGUUGACUUUAACGAGUUCAUGAAUCUUACAUCAGUGUCUGAAAUUCAGGAUAAAAGCACACUGAAAGUAAUUUACUCUCCUAUAUUGUCAAAUAUUGAGCCCUCCAUCACUUAGUACACAGUUGACUCAUUUGAUAAGACCUCAAUUACUGGAAGCUCAGAGUCUCUAAUCCCUGCAUCAUCAAUAGCCUCAUUCUGCAGUGAUGAUAUGGUGUAUACGUCAACCCCGCAUCCAUCCCCUGAAGCUCAGGCCUCACAAUUGUUAUCCUGGCCCACAGUUUUUGUGGUUCCUAAGCUCACCUACGAGGCUGAAUUUGAGCUUCAUCUACAGAAUGCAGAGUUUGAGACAACUGGUACAUACUUCCAGCCUGGCCUAAAGCUGAAAGGAGUCAUUCUUGAUGGCCUAGCCCAAGAAAUGAUCAAAUUCACAAAAUAUCCAAAAGACUAUCAGUGUGAAGAGGUAGCUGCAGCGUUGACGAGGGCCCACCCUUGUUUGGGGCAGCUAGGAUCCAAGAUAGGAUUUGGGGGGUGGAAACAGUCUCUUAAGUACAAAAUGCAAAACUAUCGUACAAAGCUUGGCCGUCUUGGACAUCCUGAAAUCCUUGUGAACUCCUUAAAGCACAAGAAAACAGGCCAAGGCAAAGCUGCAGCAAACAUAAAAAAACCAAGAAAAGCUGAAGUAAACUACAUUCCUCUGCACCCAAAAGGCGAAACCACAGAAAGCUUGGAGAACGAGAGAAUUGCCUUAUUGUCAGAACUGAAAAAGCGUGACAAUGAAGUGGUGAUAAAAGCAAAAAUGGAAAAAACCUUCUCUCACAGACGCCUUGAGAUUGUGGAGCAAAGGCCUUUGAUAGGGGACUUCAAAUGCAGAUGGCCUGCUCUGUUUCAGCAGAGUGAAGUGAAUGCGGAGUUUUUGAGGAUCACAACAUCACCACUUCAAUCAAAGUUCAUGUGGCAGCUGGACCACUUCUCAGACAAGCUCUUGAAGAUCUUCAAGAUCAAAGGAGGACUAAAGGGCCACAAAAUCAAGGAAGCCCGUGCAAUAUCAGAUUUGUUUGAAAACAUCCACAUCAAGAGGGGGUGCAUCCUGCGAAGCAUCGCGAUCUACCUCAACGAGGAUCCAGACUCUUUUUUUAAGGAGUAUCAGGCCUCUGCCUCUGAAGAUGCCAAGAGGGACAUGGCAAACACAGUCAUGGGCAUAUACACACUUCAAAGAGAUGUGGAUGGGCAGCCAGAGGACGUGGGAAUUGUCAUCGAAGGCAAUAUAGUCAUGGACAACUUGGGCAGCGUGAUUGUGGGAGACGCCCUCACUGCCGCAAAAACUGCCUACCUCUCCACCAUCUUUACCGACCCCUCCAAUAACCCCAGGACCCUCUUCUCCACCGUCAACAAGCUCCUCAAACCCCGUGCCGACACCCUCCCUUCCUCUACUUCCACUUUAUGCAGUUCAUUCCUCCAGUUCUUCUCUGACAAAAUCACUGCCAUUAAUCUCUCCCUUUCCACUGCAUCUGACACACAUACAUCUCCCCCAGCAUCCAGCGCCACAAUUUCUCCCCCCAUCUCCCUGGACCUCCCGAUCCUUCCUCCCCACGGCCGCCUCUCCCAGUUCACUCUGGUUACCCACCCUGAAAUAGUCAAACUGAUCAGCUCCUCCAAACCCACAACCUGCUCCCUUGACCCUCUACCCACCCCUCUACUGAAGUCCUGUCUCUACUGA